UAACUUUGGUUAAUUUAAAAAAAUAAAAAUAAAUAAAACACAAAAAGAAAGCUUCUUAUUUCUACGGAGAUAUGACAUUCAUCGGUUCAAUUACCGGCGGUUCCCUCUCGCCGGCGAUAAUAUUCAACAACCACAAACCACCACUCCGGCACCGCCACCAGCGCCCACCAACGCCCCCAAUAUUCAUAUCCACAAACUUGUCAGAUAUAAACCCUAACAAUUUACGAGAUCUGUGUACUACCUGCAACCAUUCGUUCCACCGGUUCCCUAAUAUCUCACCGGACGGAAAAGUGGAGCCUGUGGACGUUGAUAAACUCCGAACCGCUGUUUCUCACAGCUCCGUCGUUGUUUCCGUUUACGCCAGAUCGGAACUUGUUACCGGCGGCGGCGAUUGGUACCGGCGAAUGAUUCCGUUGACGCCGGUGACCGGAGAGUUGGUUGGAUUUGGUAGAGCUGUGGGUGAUGAUGCAUUAACUGCUUCAAUUUAUGAUGUUAUGGUAACACCGCGGUUACAAGGUCGAGGAAUCGGGAGGAUGAUUCUUCAAAGGAUCAUAAGAUUGCUUACAAAUAAAGGUAUAUAUGAUAUUGCAGCUCUGUGUUCUGAUCAAGAUAUGAAAUUCUUUAAGGCAUGCGGAUUUGGAGAUGAUAUGCUUGGAUCUACAACAAUGAUGUAUACCAGGAAGAGUGGUAGUGAUUUGGAUUUAAGUGCUGGUAGGAAGUUACUUAUGGUUCCACCACUUAGGAAACCUUAACAAUUUUGAUUGUUGGUUUAUAAAUAUUUAUUAUUUUAUUUGUUAGGAAUCAAUAUGAUUUUUUCAUCUUUAUACAUGACAUAAGCGUGCGAAUAUUUUUUGGAGUCGUAUAUAAGGUAUGUUGUAUUUCA
Helianthus annuus (common sunflower) is the source of this 883-nucleotide messenger RNA. Its product is annotated as probable acetyltransferase TAP2. The record is from RefSeq and is a predicted model, not a curated record. Gene Ontology annotation, cellular component: endoplasmic reticulum; Golgi apparatus; endoplasmic reticulum-Golgi intermediate compartment. The transcript is spliced from 4 exons. Gene Ontology annotation, molecular function: monosaccharide binding; glucosamine 6-phosphate N-acetyltransferase activity. Gene Ontology annotation, biological process: UDP-N-acetylglucosamine biosynthetic process. Lineage: Eukaryota; Viridiplantae; Streptophyta; Magnoliopsida; Asterales; Asteraceae. The coding region runs from base 72 to 752 and encodes 226 amino acids.